CGUCACGUGACGUAAAGAAACAUGGCGGGCAGAGAUAAAUUUAUUUUUUUGUAUUGUGUUGAUAUUCGUUUCAGUCAGUGUAUGUGUAACCAGCCUUCCCAUGAAGACGCAUCGGAAUGUGAAGCAAGCGAAGAUCCUCCAAUCAGUACCGCCUCAGAUGAUACAUGUGAAAUGACAGGAAACGAUGACACUUGUAAAAGAACCGGGAACGAUGACACAUAUGAAAACAAUGGGGAUGAUGACACAUGUAACGAGACACAGCAAUGCCCCAAAGGAUUUCAUGGAGAGAAUUGUGAUAAACCCUGCGAAUUCGGCUCGUGGGGUCCACGUUGUUCGCUCCCCUGUGGUCAGUGUAAAAGGGGCGGUGUCUGUAACAACGUCAACGGCGUCUGUCCCACGGGCUGUGCUGAUGGCUGGAUAGGAAAAUAUUGCAAUAAAGUGUGUGACAGCGGCAUGUGGGGCAGUGGCUGUAAAACACCAUGCGGUCACUGUGCGGCCAGUGACGUGUGCGACCCUACGACAGGACACUGUCCCGGCAAGUGCUCUAAUGGCUGGGUUGGAAAAGACUGCAACAAGAAAUGUAUACAUGGUCUGUGGGGUGAAGAUUGUACCGUUAUGUGUGGGAUGUGCAAAAAGACGUGUAACAAUGUGGACGGGACGUGCGAUGGAGGUUGUCACAGAGGGUUCUAUGGCGACCGUUGUCAGUAUGGGUGUGAAACUGGGACGUACGGUGUAAACUGCGAAGGCCGAUGUACAAACUGUCGUCACAAACAGUGUAACGGCAUUCUUGGAAACUGUCUCAUUGGCUGCAACAAGGGCUGGACGGGCAUCAAGUGUGACAAGAUUGCAGGGAGCGCCUGACAGAUCACCUUCAGAUAGAACCAAUAGAAACACAAGUACUCUGAAUGAAGAUUCAGAAAUCAUCUCAUUCACCGUUUUUAGUCAUCAUAUAGCCUGGAUAUUGUAUGCUAUUGAUCAUAUUCAUCAAGCCUUGUCAGAUACUUUGUUGUUCUUUUGUGAUUGUUAUUACAUUAUGACAAGUUACUAUUAUUUGUUCACAAUUUGUCUUUUUCUGAAAUCAGUGUGUGUAUAAAUUUAACCGACAGUCAUUCAACAUAAAGGUGUUUUACUAUAUUCACGGAUAAUGUUUUCGUUACAUAUUUUGUAUCCUUUGGGUAACAUUUUUAAAAGCAAAUUUUACUAGGACUCAUUGACUACAAUUAAAUGAUUGAAAACUGUCUGUAAGUGAUACUUACAUUUUCAAGCACGCUCGCCUCGCUACCACAAACAGUUUCAAGUGUUUUUAUGCCUAACCACCCCAACC
This is a messenger RNA of Haliotis rubra (blacklip abalone), 1324 nucleotides long. Its product is annotated as multiple epidermal growth factor-like domains protein 10. Gene Ontology annotation, molecular function: scavenger receptor activity. The transcript is spliced from 6 exons. The record is from RefSeq and is a predicted model, not a curated record. The coding region runs from base 22 to 861 and encodes 279 amino acids. Lineage: Eukaryota; Metazoa; Mollusca; Gastropoda; Lepetellida; Haliotidae.